UGGUGUCGACAACAUGGCAGCGUCCAGCCGGGCCCAGGUGCUGCGGUUGUAUCGGGCUCUGCUGCGGGAGAGUCAGCGCUUCAGCGGCUACAACUACAGAAUGUAUGCCACCAGAAGGAUAAGAGAUGCCUUCAGAGAAAACAAGAAUAUAAAGGAUUCUGAAAAAAUAGAAGCACUAGUGAAUAAAGCCAAAGCAAACCUAGAGAUUAUUCAUCGGCAGGUUACCAUUGGCCAACUGUAUUCCGCAGAGAAACUGGUUAUUGAGAGUCCAGGAAAUACAUAGCUCUGAGAAGACUGAUCCUGAUGCAACACUGGACCAUCUUCAGUAUCCUACAGUGCCACAUACAGAUGCAUAAACUUUCUGCAUACGUCUGAGCUUUUCUGUUCAACAUGAGAAACGCCUGAGAGACUGUUUUUGGCAACCAAAGUACUAUUUUGUAAUAGUUCACAUGUUCUGAAAUAUAUUGCUGUGAUUUGUAAUAGCAUGUAAGAUAGUCUUGAAAUCUGUGUGCUUGCAUGUCUUCUGAUGGAAUAGUCCCUGCCCAAGUUUGACAAUAAAACUUCAUUAAACUACCUGUAACCUGAUAAAUUAUUCUGCUGGUGACCUUAUCGCUCACUGAGCAUGGGAUAUGUAUUAGAUUUUCAGUCACUCACCCAGUGACCCAGUUCAUAUUGAUCCUGUUUCAUUUAAAAAUAUAUAGCCCUCUUCCCCAGGGAGGUGGUGGAGUCACCAUCCCUGGAGGUGUUCAAGAGGGGAUUGGACGUGGCACUUGGUGCCAUGGUCUAGUCACGAGGUCUGUGGUGACAGGUUGGACUCGAUGAUC
This is a messenger RNA of Dryobates pubescens (Downy woodpecker), 824 nucleotides long. RefSeq names its product LYR motif-containing protein 4. Lineage: Eukaryota; Metazoa; Chordata; Aves; Piciformes; Picidae. Gene Ontology annotation, cellular component: mitochondrion; L-cysteine desulfurase complex. Gene Ontology annotation, biological process: iron-sulfur cluster assembly. The transcript has a single exon. The record is from RefSeq and is a predicted model, not a curated record. The coding region runs from base 14 to 283 and encodes 89 amino acids.